Molecule: messenger RNA, 723 nt
Organism: Spirometra erinaceieuropaei
Lineage: Eukaryota; Metazoa; Platyhelminthes; Cestoda; Diphyllobothriidea; Diphyllobothriidae
Source: the annotation of a GenBank genome assembly
AUGCGAGAUGAGACUCUUUGCCUGCCGGAGUUAGAAAUCUUCGAUAUUCCCGGGAGCCUUGAGAGGGGCAUAGCCUACGCAACCUCAAGGAGCAAGGGCAUUGUCCUGCUCGAGCACAUCCAGGAUAAUGCACAGAACGUAUCCGGUUGCAACAUUAGGGAGGAGAAGCGGGGAAGCAGUCUGCUGUAUGCUCUCGACGUUGCCUUGAAUAGGGCCAUUAGCACAGACUGUUUCUCGGUGGUCAUCGGUCCCCCUCUCUCCAGUGACUGCAAUUUCGUCUCCGAUUGGCUGUCCCAAGAGCAGAUAACGGACCACGCUCUGCGCAAUCUUUAUCAGAUUGAGUACGCAUGUAGGUUGGAGACGCUGACGCGAAACUAUGCAAUUGUCAAUCGAACUGGUGCGCAUACGCAGUCCCAGAGCAACCUUGCCGCCAUGUCGAUGACGGUGCAGACUUCGACGCUGAUUAGUGCGAUCAGCCUCUUUCUUCGUUUUCAUGGAUGGAAGAACAUUGCUAUCGUAUUCGAGGUCACUGACGAGAGUAUGCAAAAUUCAGGUGUGGCCGAGACUAUACAACUAUUCUUCUCUAAGACCGAGUCCGGCACGGCGCCCCUAAACGUCUUCAUCAUGGAGAAACUACAAUGGCACAUUGAUCCCCGCAUGUUACUGAAGAACUUUACGCUGAAAACUGACGGUUCGUCUUUUAUACUCCAUGUCCUAGCAUGA